This is a messenger RNA of Cuculus canorus (common cuckoo), 4855 nucleotides long. RefSeq names its product proline and serine rich 2 (gene PROSER2). Bases 226 to 1605 code for a protein of 459 amino acids. The record is from RefSeq and is a predicted model, not a curated record. Lineage: Eukaryota; Metazoa; Chordata; Aves; Cuculiformes; Cuculidae. The transcript is spliced from 4 exons.
UGCCGCUGCCGCUUUAACCGCCCGCCGGGGGUGGGACGGGCUCAGUGCGCAUGAGUUCGGGGCUGCCCGGCGCCGGGGCCACCUGCCGUCUCUCGCCCGGGCUCACUCCCGUCCAUCGCCCCGCCGGGAGAGCCGCUUCCCGCCGCCGAAAUGAAUAAAGCUCGCAGCCCUACAUUAUAGACUGAUAGCAUUCUACGCUGCAUCGGGAUAAGUCAAGAGGGUGUGAUGCCGAGAAAUCUCCUCUCAGAUUCUCCUGAAAUGGCAACCAAAAUCUCUCCAGAGCACACACGUGGGAGCAUGGAGAGCGGUGGCAGUGUGGAAAAUCCUGGCAGCCAAGCUAGGUGCAGAAAUCUUGCCCUGGAUGAUGAGAGUCUGAAAUACUUAACUCAUGAAGAGCAGGAUGUUCUCAUGUUCUUCGAGGAAACCAUAGAUGCCUUAGAAGAUGACUUGGAGGAGCCAGUCCUCCAUGACAGUGGUAUCCACUGUCAGUCUGCAAGGUCAACAGAAGAAAAUGUGUCCAGUCAUUCAGAGACUGAAGAUAUCAUCGACUUAGUACAGUCAACACCUGAGAGUAGUGACCAUGAAGGUCCUUCUAGCAGAGAUGCAGAACCAGUCUUGGAUGCUACCUGGAGAACUGAGAGCCCUAAGCCAGCUGUACCUGCUGACAUUUCCACACACACCACUGUACCACCACCAUCAACGUCUGAGACGCUCCCUCUCCCUCCUCCACCGCCUCCUCCUGUGCAGCAUCCAAAAUUGCUUCGCUCCAUCCCCACUCCGCUCAUCAUGGCCCAGAAGAUAUCUGAGCAGCAGAUGGAGAGCAAGGUGCGUUUCCCCGGUGCCGUCAAAGAAGGAAAUUCAGAAAGGAAGAAAACACCAGUAGCCAAUGGUGAUCAUUGUGUGGCUCCGAAGCACCCUCCCGCACCUGCACCCAAACUGCACCGCUUCCCCAGCAACAUCAACAUAACAAAUGUCAGUGGCAAAGAAUUCAAUGAGACUAUUUCAAAAGCAGCAGUUAACGUCCAGGAACGGAGAGCCCAGGUGCUGGCCAACAUCAAUGGAGGAGCUCUUCUAGCAGCUGAACUGGAGGAAAAGCUGCAGAAAAAUGAUUUCUUGUCACGUAACAGAAGUUCUUCGUUAAGGGAUCUCUCUUCUGAGCAAACACGCUAUGAGGCCCUGACAAAACUUGGCCUAGUUAAGGGGAAGCCAGCUCAGGACCAAGCGGAUCACGCUCCAAGCACUCAGCAGCUUGAUGCACAGCCCAAACAGGCAGAUGCUGUUCCCAAUGGAUAUCAAAACAUCCACGAGAUUCUAAAAAGCGAGCCCAGCCCUUUCCUUCCUAUGGGUAAAACUGUGACAAUCAAACCAGAGGCAGCUCUUGCUGCUAACAAGGUCAGCAGUGCACCGCAAAAUACGGCAAAAAGUUGUAAUGAUUAUAAACAACCUAGUCUGAACCUGGAUAUGAGGAGGAGGUCAGGUUCCCUGCCUAGACCCUCAGGAUUUCGAUCCCAAGGGAUAACGGUAAAGUUUUCUGGCCGUGGCUCAACAGAAGAGGCCAGGAGAGAGGCACUUCGGAAACUGGGGCUACUGAAAGAGACUGCGUAAUUUCAAUGGGAAUGUUUUGGCAGUGGGGGGAAAUCAUGGCGUGGUUUUGUGCUAGAAUAAUCCCAACUGGGGACUGGGAUCAAACAGGUUAGAAGAAGGAAGGGGAAGUUCUGUGCUUCAAGCAAGCUGAGGAGGUACUAGAUACGGUGGAAUGACCGUUCAUGUUUAUGCCAGGAGGACUGGCACCACCUACGGUCAUGUACAGCAGUUGGUUUCAGCUCUCUUUCCUACAGACGUAUUCAUCUGUUGCUCUUUGUGACUAAGAGGAAUUUUAUUUAAGGAAUGCUGGAUUAUGGCAGGCAGCGUUCCGUUAAUGAAGUCUACAGGGCAGUAUUGUUGUACAUAGCAAUCUGAAUGGUGAAUCUUCCUUUUGCUGUUUCUGAAGCCAAAAAUGAGAGCUCCGUUUGUCUUGCCCACACAUGUAUGUCUGUUCCUGGGAGCUCGAGACAAUGUCAAAACUGAAAUUUCUUGACGAGCGUGACACACUUCCAUGAUUUUUUGUUGCCUGUAUUAUCUGUCUUGACUUCAUUCCCAGCCAGUGGUGGAGUCUUCUGCUUCCUUGCUCUAUCCCCACUCAACUCAAGACUGCACAGAGUGUGGUUUCUGGUUUGACCUUCUUCUUGACAGAGCAGCCCAAGCUUUAGGUGGGUGACUGCAUCACUUUGCUUCUUCACUUGAAUUCCUGCCUUUCUUCCUAGCCACCUGCUCCUCGGUCACGCUCUAGCAACCUAUGUGUCCAGUGAAAGGCACCAGAUUAAGCCUCAAGGAUAUGCGCCAUGCGCCAGUUUUCACACUGACAGCCAAAGAGUCUCCUGACAAUCUGUGACCCCAACUGUUCUGUACUGGUGAUGAUCUUAUAGCAGAGAAGCCAUAGGAACAAGUUAACUUUGUACCAAAUGUGAGAACCGUAUGUCAAAAGUCUGACCUUUUACAUUAGAAUUCCCAUGAAGAAACUGUUACUUUUUGAACAGCUGUACUACACUCAAUAGUCAUAAGUUCUGUUACUUCUAAAAACUGUUUGAUCUUCCUGUAGUGUGACAGCCCUAAUAAUUUCCUGUUCACAGCCUUAUUUGAUUCUGCCCUGCCAAUGCAUAACAGAUGUUACAGCCAAAAUUCUUUCAGGCUAAGUGAAGUUACAGGAGAGAGCUGUAUGUAAGAGCACAUCACUCCUGAAAGGUCCGAGAUGGCGUAUUUUACCUUUGUUAAAUAGACAUGAUUUUAAAGAUGGUCCCAAAAUAUAUUUGUGUUAAUAUGACUUUUUUUAUAUGGCAAAGCUGCUCUUCCACAUUAAAACUCCCUUCCCUUUUUGUACACCUGAGAACAUCCAGAAUAGCCAUUUUAAAAUCCAAUGCCAAACUCCAGACACUCUAAAUUUCUCAUUGUUAUUCCUGCACGUUUAAGAAUUCUGCCUUUUUUUUUUCUAAAGGGAAAAAGCUCACUUAUUCUCUGCACUUUCUGAAGCCCCAAGCAACCCCCUCUUUUAUUAAGUAGCUGAGUAAUAAGCCUUGGAGAAGAGGAGGGGAGCGGCUACAAUAGAAACUGGCACACCCUGCAGUGAGGAGCUCUGACAUAAAUGUGAUAAACAAGUUUGUGGUUCUUGUGAUAAAGUAUUUUGAACUUGCUCAGCUGUACUUAUACAUGAAGCUGUCAUGAAGGAAAAAUCUUUGCGUUAUUCUUAACCUGCCUCAUAAGUUAAAGUUUUUUUGUCGUUGUUUGUUUGUUUUAAAUUAUCCUUGCUGCUUAAAUUUUUAAUCGUGUUGUUACGGUAUCUGGCUGGUUCUGUUAUGUAGUUAUUCUUUUCAGCCUUUUCACGGGGUAAGCUAUCAUGUUCGUCAUUGUGACAGGGAUACUCUACAUAAGCAAUCAGUAAUUAACAUAUGUGGCCAUUCCUCAGUCUGGCAAAGGACUUACACAUGCAUAAUCAAAUGUGAGAAGUGCCGCUGAAACAAAACAAGUUGCUUGUAUGCUGCAAGUAAAGCACACACUUAUUUUGCUCCGAGUCUGCAGUCCUAAAUCAGAAAGACAAGGAAGCACAUGAAACUAUAUCCAAGUACCUGCUCCAGUGCAGCCUGGAGUGGAGUUCUACAUGUGAGUGAUGCAUUAUAAUUUAUUAACAUAACCUGCAAAAUAAAUGUAAAUGUUUCAUGACCUUUAUGCUUUAAAAUCCUGUUAAAGCAAAUUCUUCAUUAUAAAUGUAAAGUGUAUCCAAAGCAAUCUUCACAUCUAAUCAUUUCUCGUCAGCUCUUUGUUGAGUUGUUUACAGCUGAGAAUCCAUCCUAAACAAACAGGGGGGUAAAAAAAAACCCUGACACUAACUGUUGCAUUGAAAUUCAGUCCUGUUCAAUAACUAACAUAACCUUAUAUUUAAAAAAUAAAUUAGAUGUUUAAUAUCUAAAGUAUAAAGUUGCAGUAUGCUGGAUUAGCUGGAUCGUGUUCUUUCAUCCUUCAUGCAGGGCUGUGUCCUCAACCAAUGGGAAGUGAGAGUUAGAUCUUCAUUAGAUAAACCAAUUUCUGUCCAGUGAGGACUUGGAACAAGGUAUUCAUUGUGGCCCUUCAUUACAGCAAAUGUUCUACUGGUAAAUUCUUCUCUGUGCCUAAAACUGUAGUAAGUAAAGCCAUGUACUAAAUGAAGUUGAGUUUAGCUGCUAAUAAUCUGUAUAUAAAUUUAGCUCUAUUUUGUGUACCUUGUUUUGUGUGUAUAUGUUGCUGUGAUUUUACCCUCUUCUCCCCCUCACUUUGUGUUAGAGGUGACUGUCUUGCACAAAUCUGAUAAAUCAUCUAUUAAACUGGGAUAAAACCAAUGAAACAGUGGCUGAUGGGAGGUGGAACUUUCUUUGUCAUCCAGUAGCAUGCAUCUUUCUUGGAGGAGGAAAGCUUUUUUAGGGCUAAUAUAAGUUUAAUAACUUUUCUCUUUGCAGCUGUGGGUAUGUGUGAACCAGAGCUCAAUCCUGUCACAUCAGGGGUAAAGGCAGAGGGGAGAGGAAGGUUAUGUCCCAUCUUCUGCCAAGGGGUGUUUUUUUCUCACUGCUGGGCUUCAAUAACUGUGACCAUGGUCCUUGCAGGAAUGAAGUUCAUCCUGAACAGUGUUUGAAGCAGGCAAGAGCCUCCUUCUCCCAGUGUUUUGCAAUAUUAAAAUGACUUUUCUAAGAGGAAUAUUGUGUACGUGAAAGAAUAGUAACUCAUCGUUGCAUUUCCAUGCCUGCUUCCAUGAGUGUUACCAUAAGUGAGUGUGAGAGUAGAAGUCUGUCUU